Messenger RNA from Naegleria lovaniensis, 411 nucleotides. RefSeq lists its product as uncharacterized. NCBI's taxonomy places the organism in Eukaryota, Heterolobosea, Eutetramitea, Acrasida, Naegleriidae. The record is from RefSeq and is a predicted model, not a curated record. Bases 1 to 411 code for a protein of 136 amino acids. The transcript has a single exon.
AUGGUGAACAAAACGAAAGUAGUGACCUUCAAUAUUCAACAAGAGGAAGAUCAUGAUGCGAGCCACAACACCAGUGCAUCAUCGGUAAAACACACGCCAGAGCAUGCAACCAUUGUCAACGACCAUGAAACGAAUCCUAACCACACUUCAACAACACACAAGAUCACAACAAAACACAAGAAACAUCGCAUCAAAAAGAUUGAAAUUGUCAAAACAAAAUUCGGUUGGAAGGAGUUGCCAUGGGUUCAAGCGUUGAAAACCAAACUCAGAAUCUGGGUCGAAGAUUUGAAUUUUUAUAUUGGACUACCAACGGUGAUUAAUUCAGGUCAAACGAAUGAUGAUUUUGGUGAGGAAUGGAGAAGAUCAACCGUAGGAUCAGAAUGUGUGAAUGACAUGUACACUCAUAUGUGA